UCGUGCCUCCCACGGUUCAUCGUAUUAGCCGUGUUUAGUCUGGCUUAGGCAAGCAGCACGUUAUGCAAUAAAUCCUUCCAGCACCGUGCAAUCGAGAAACGUGUGUAUCGAAGUCUGCAUUCCUGACCGCUCACCGGAAGCCUUCGUCUCGUUGCUCCCCUCAGUCUUAGCAGCCAGUCAACCAAAGUGAACUUUGAUCAAUCGAAGCGUCCGGUAAUGGCGUCUGGGAUGAAAAAGUUUGGCGACUUGAUCGGUUCCAUCGACGAGGGAACGAGCUCGGCACGAUUCAUUCUCUUCAAGGCGGAAACGGCCGAGGUGGUUUGCUUCCACCAGAAGGUACUGCGACAAAUCUACCCUCAGGAAGGAUGGGUCGAACAGGAACCACAGGAAAUACUGGCCGUUGUUCAAGAGUGCAUCGAGAAAACGAUAGAGAAGCUGCGAGAGUUGGGCGGUGAUCCGGCCAACGAUAUCGUGGCAAUCGGCGUAACGAACCAGCGUGAAACGACGAUCGUCUGGAACAAGGACACCGGCGAACCACUGUACAAUGCCAUCGUGUGGCUCGACAUGCGCACAGCAUCCACCGUCGAUCAGUUGCUCGAGACGGUACCGAACAAAACGAAGAACAAGGAUUACCUGAAGCCAAUCUGCGGUUUACCGUUGUCACCGUACUUUUCGGCCGUCAAGCUACGCUGGUUGAUGGACAAUGUGCCAAAGGUGAAGGCAGCCAUCCGGGCGGGGAACUGUCUGUUCGGAACGGUGGACACUUGGUUGAUUUGGAAUCUUACCGGAGGACCCAACGGAGGCGUGCACGUAACCGAUGUUUCCAAUGCGUCCCGAACGAUGCUGAUGAGCCUGGAAUCGCUAGAGUACGAUAAGACGUUGCUGAAGUUCUUUGACGUGCCGGUCGAAAUCCUACCCAGCAUUCGCUCUAGCUCGGAGGUGUACGGUUUGAUUUCCUUCGAACCAUUGCGCGGGAUUCCAUUGUCGGGUUGCCUAGGUGAUCAACAGUCUGCUCUUGUUGGCCAGGAGUGCUUGAUGCGGGGCAAAGCCAAAGCCACCUACGGUACGGGAUGUUUUCUGCUGUACAACACUGGGACAGCGUUGAUCGACUCAUCACAUGGACUGCUAACGACCGUUGCCUACCAGUUCGGUCCGGAUGAGCCACCGGUGUAUGCACUGGAAGGCUCCGUAGGUGUUGCUGGAGCCGCUCUCGGGUGGCUGCGUGAUAACAUGAACCUGAUGGCGAGUGUAAGCGAAUCGGAAACGUUGGCCAAAACCGUCCCAAACAAUGGCGAUGUCUACUUUGUGCCAGCAUUCAGUGGACUCUAUGCUCCGUACUGGAACCAGGAAGCACGUGGCGUUAUCUGUGGCAUUACUGAGGAUACGAAACGGGGCCACAUUGUUCGAGCAGCACUGGAAGCGAUCUGUUUUCAGGUGCGUGAUAUACUGGACGUUAUGAACAGCGAGUGCGGGGCGCCCCUAAUACGGUUAAAGGUGGACGGCGGAAUGACGAUCAACGAGGCGAUGAUGCAGUGGCAAGCCGAUCUAAUCGGGCUGGACAUACAACGGCCAACGUUCGUCGAAACGACUGCAUUGGGAGCAGCAAUGGUAGCGGGACGCGCUGUGGGCAAGUGGGAUGUCGAGAACGUGAGCGUGGAGAGCAAGUGCACCGUGUUUCGACCACAGAUCAGCGAAGACGAACGCGACAUGCGCUACAGCAAGUGGAAGAUGGCCAUCGAGCGAUCCUUUGGCUGGGAGAGCAACACACUGUGAUCGGUACGGUAGGCGACGAAGAGGACAUGGCUCAAGCUGACCUUUCUACAAAGCGGCAUCGGACAACGAGCAGCACAUUCAUUCCGCUGCCAGCUUAUAUGCGUAGUAAUAUUGGGGAUAAAUAGGGAGGAUUUAUUAUUCCGAGGUUGGGUUUUGUUUUAUGUAAUAAAUAUUGUUCAUUAUCGUGCA
Anopheles aquasalis is the source of this 1962-nucleotide messenger RNA. RefSeq names its product Glycerol kinase 1 (gene Gk1). The record is from RefSeq and is a predicted model, not a curated record. Gene Ontology annotation, biological process: triglyceride metabolic process; glycerol metabolic process; phosphorylation. Lineage: Eukaryota; Metazoa; Arthropoda; Insecta; Diptera; Culicidae. Gene Ontology annotation, cellular component: mitochondrion. Gene Ontology annotation, molecular function: glycerol kinase activity.